AUGACAUCUGCACGGUCCUUUGAGGCUAAGAAGCUGAAGAUCCUAGGCUCUCUAUCUCUCCCUGACGAAGAAUACACGGAUUUGUCACCCAAGGGCUCUGUAGAUGUCGGCAUUAGAGGUUUAAUUCGGGACAUUAACCGGCUCCAAGGACUUGUGACAACGAGCAGCUGCGCUGGCCGGAUUAGCGUUUUCCUUGAAGGGGCAAGGUUGAGCGCAGAGCCGUCGCAGGACGGUGGGGAACGAGAAGAAGAAGAAGAAGUUGGCGGGGAGUUGUCGAGUGCUCAAACGAGACAAUUUGCCUCGACUGGCGGGAAAGGCAGCGGAAAAUGGCAAUUUGUCUCGCAUGAUCCUGUGAAUAUCGACCAAUCUCGCCACUCCUUCCACGAGCUCUUCGGCCUCCAACCUGGAAACGGCUCAAUGAAAGCGGGAAAAAACAGAGAGACGCAGCUUGUGCGUUUUCAUUUUGAGCCAAUGAUCCUCCAUAUCAUGGCAGAGUCCCUCAAACAUGCCCAGCCUGUCCUGGCCGCAGCAUCAAGUGCCGGCUUUCGCGAAAGCGGCAUCCAAAGCCUUCGCUGCCUUGAUGACUCGAACGCUUGCCCCAUUGUGGCCGUGAGGUCAUCUGGAUUGGCGUUGGAGUCCAUUAUUGGCUACGUAGAGAAAGGGAACUGUCCGGAAGAGUCCACUGUCCGGAGUCUUGUGAGCGAAGAAUACCUCCGCAUGCUCGUUUCUAUCGCCAAUGAAAGGUUCCAAAGCAACUACGCUCGAAUGGACAGAUUUCGGACCAAAUUGUUAGCCCUAUCUUCGGGAUCUCCAUCCAACUUAUCGUCCCAGAAAAGGGAGUGGGAGGAUGCCGACCGAAGGAGGGAGAGGAAACGUGCUGAAGGACUACAAAGGAGAGAAGCGGCAAGAAAAGCCGCCAAACCGAAUGAUAAGACACCCGAAAGCGAGGAUGAGAUGCCUCUUGAUUUCCCUGACGCCCAAGGGUGA
Messenger RNA from Coccidioides posadasii C735 delta SOWgp, 987 nucleotides. RefSeq lists its product as uncharacterized. Lineage: Eukaryota; Fungi; Ascomycota; Eurotiomycetes; Onygenales; Onygenaceae. The record is from RefSeq and is a predicted model, not a curated record.